Sciurus carolinensis (gray squirrel) is the source of this 417-nucleotide messenger RNA. Its product is annotated as protein FAM136A-like. Bases 1 to 417 code for a protein of 138 amino acids. The transcript has a single exon. NCBI's taxonomy places the organism in Eukaryota, Metazoa, Chordata, Mammalia, Rodentia, Sciuridae. Gene Ontology annotation, cellular component: cytoplasm. The record is from RefSeq and is a predicted model, not a curated record.
AUGGCGGAGGUGCAGCAGCUCCCGGUGCAGGAGGCGGUGAACUCUAUGGUGAAAAGUGUGGAGCGGGAGAACAUCCGGAAAAUGCAGGGCCUCAUGUUCCGGUGCAGCGCCAGCUGCUGUGAGGACAGCCAGGCUUCCAUGCAGCAAGUGCACCAGUGCAUUGAACGCUGCCAUGCCCCGCUGGCUCAAGCCCAGGCCUUGGUGACCAGUGAGUUGGAGAAGUUCCAGGACCGUCUGGCCCGGUGUACCAUGCACUGCAACGACAAAGCCAAAGAUUCAAUAGAUGCUGGGAGUAAAGAGCUUCAGGUGAAGUGGCAGCUGGACAGUUGUGUGACCAAGUGUGUGGAUGACCACAUGCACCUCAUCCCAACUAUGACCAAGAAGAUGAAAGAGUCUCUCUCAUCCAUUGGGAAAUAA